AUGGCUCAGGAGACGAAGGGAAUCCCUCGACUGGUAUUAGAAGCAGUUAUUGGUUUCAACGGUCAUGUGCCUUCUGGCCUCAGACUCCAUCCAGACAGAGAACACCUGAUUUAUCCUCUUGGAUGCACAGUUGUUUUGAAGAGAAUAACAGAUGGCAAGCAGGACUUCUUGCAUGGACACACAAACAACGUUUCCUGUGUUUCAGUGUCCAAAAGUGGAUCAUACAUUGCCUCCGGGCAAGUCAACUACAUGGGCUUUCAGGCAAUAGUGAUUAUCUGGAGCUUUGCACAGAGAGCCAUUCAUGCCCAACUGCAACUCCACAAGGCCAAGGUUGAGGCACUCUCUUUCUCUCCCAAUGACAAGUACUUGGUGUCUCUUGGGGGACAAGAUGAUGACAGAAUAAUUGUUUGGAAUAUCGAGACCAAGCAGGCUAUCUGUGGAAGCCCAGCUUCGGGUCGUGCCGCCGGUCACAGCAUCACUGUCCAGUACUCAAACACAGAUGACAACAUUUUUGUCUCAGGUGGAAAGGAAACUCUUCGAGUAUGGGAACUCGAUCUCGCCAAUCGAAAAAUAAGACCCACAGACUGUAACACAGGCAAGCUAAAGAGGAUUGUGAAAUGUAUUGAGAUAUCUGAGGAUGACAAGUUCAUUUUCUGUGGCACCACCAGUGGAGAUAUUAUGAAAAUAAAUCUGAAGAUGGCGAUUCUGAGUGACUGUGGUCCAGUUAAAUCAAGAUUUUGCCAAGGUGUCAGUGCCCUCAAGGUUCUGAAAUCUGGACACCUGCUGCUGGGCACUGGAUCUGACACCUUGGCUCUGUGCACCACAACAAACUUCAAAACUCUUAAGACAGUCAAGCUGGAAAAGGGGGUGACUUCCAUCGCUGUAAGGGAAGACGAACAGCAGUUCUUUGUUGGAACAGAAGCUGCGCAGAUGUAUCGCUUAAAUUAUGAGAACUUCGAAGCUGAACUCAUGUCCACCAGCCACAGUAGUGCUGUCAAUGACGUUGCCAUCCCAUUUGCUACAUCUGAACUGUUUGCAACCUGCUCACAUGAGGAUAUCAGAUUGUGGCACAAAGACAGGCCCAAAGAGCUGCUGCGGAUUACAGUUCCUAAUGUGACCUGCAAUUCCCUGGACUUCAUGGCUAAUGGACAAAGCAUCAUCAGUGCAUGGAAUGAUAAUAAGAUUCGUGUGUUUACACCUAAAAGUGGACGCCUUAUGCUCAUCAUAAACAAUGCACACAAAAUGGGUGUGACAGCCAUCGCUGGAAGCAAGGAUUGCAAAAGGAUUGUCAGUGGAGGGGGAGAUGGACAGGUACGUGUUUGGGAACUGCUUCCACAUGGCCACCGUUUGCUGGAGAUCAUGAAAGAGCACAAAGCCACAGUCUCUUGUGUCCAAAUCAAAAGCAACGACAAAGAGUGUAUCACUGCCAGCUCUGAUGGGGCCUGCAUCGUCUGGGACAUAGUUCGAUUUGUAAGCCUGCAGAUGAUGAUUGCAAACACUCUGUUCCGGACCGUGUGCUACCAUCCAGAGGAAUACCAGAUCAUCACCAGUGGCACAGACAGAAAGGUUGCUUACUGGGAUGUUUACGAUGGCUCUAUCAUCAGAGAACUGGAGGGCUCCCAGUCUGGGGCUAUCAAUGGCAUGCACAUCACGCACGACGGAAAAUACUUUGUGACAGGUGGAGAUGACAAGCUAGUGAAGGUUUGGGACUUCAUGGAGGGGGAGAUAACCCAUGUUGGCAUAGCUCAUGGUGGCAGCAUCACCAGCAUGAAGAUCUGCUCUAACAGCAACAUCCUGGUCAGCACCAGUGCAGAUGGUGCUGUUCUGCGAUGGAAAUUCCCCCACUCCCCGUCCUGAUGUAGAAACAGAAAAUGUUAAUCAACUAAACUCAUUCACGAUUUAUUUUUAAUCAUUUGUUAUGUUUUUGGAAGUUAGACCCUUUGUGUUUCCUUUGAACCUGCAGAAUUUACAUUUACAUCAAUAGUUACAUCAAUACUGCGGAAUGAAUUGAC
Messenger RNA from Menidia menidia (Atlantic silverside), 2012 nucleotides. The record is from the annotation of a GenBank genome assembly. Lineage: Eukaryota; Metazoa; Chordata; Actinopteri; Atheriniformes; Atherinopsidae.